AUGACGAUAAAACAGAGAAAAUAUACGCUCUGUGAAUGGGCCCUUGGAGUCAGCGUAGAAGAGUAUUGCGACUCGGCCAAGCGGCGUCCCCGCAAGGAAUCGCGUGGCAGGCCGCGGAUCAGCGUCGAGAUCUCGACUGAUGAAGAAUCCGAGGAGGAAACUGUCAAGAUCACUUAUCCUAGUUCUGGUUGCAGAAAACUUGGUGCUCAACCUUCUAAAAUCAAGAAAGUCCGCUUCCAGAAGGCAACACCCAAGCCCGCUUUGAGAUCUUCCAGUAUCGGAACCAACUCAUCAGGUGAUUCAAAGCCCGAUCCGGACUGCAAGUGUCGGGACUGUACGAUAGGACGCAGAAAACUAAGGAAGACAGGGAAAGGCAAUAAAGAAAACGAUGUUGAGACAGAGAUUUCUCAAGCCGAGGAAGAAUCACACGGGAGGGAAGGCGACAGGGUCAGGCCGAAAGGGGAAAAGAAGAGCAGGGAGACGAAGGAGAAAAAAAAGGCAACAGUUGUUUCAUCAGAAGGAGACACCGAAAUUGAGACGACCGAGACCGAUACUGAGAGCGAGGAUGAGACGCCGCCAUCGCCGAAGGACAAGAAGCAAAAGAAUUCGAAAAACACCAAGCAAAAUGCGAGGAAGUCCAGAGAGACCCCAGCCCCUGUAGGCAUAGAGUCGAACAAUGUUGGCCCAACAAAGAAAAAGGCAGGAAAAAGCGGUUCGACCAAGGGAGAGAUUAAUAAGAGCAAGGGGCCUGAAAAAGUGCGUCCUGAAGCCACUCUUUCUCCCCAUCUACGUCGUCCGAAUCUCAUAAUGCCUGUUCGAGCUGAGGUUCUCCAGGUCGAGCAUACCAUCGAAGGAGCCGAGGACCCUCGACCCAAUGCUUUUCAUGAUCCGCAGCACGGUGUUGUCCGGGUCUAUCAUGGCCCAGCUUACGGUAAUCCGUACGGGCUUCUGUACCCCGUUCGCGAUUCAUCCAGGGCUACUUUACCAAUUGGUGUACCUCACCCGUUGCAGAAUCCUUACUUCCUCGGAUUCGCCAAACCUGAAAACCCUGGAGACAACCAUUUCAGAGGACGCUCACCCUGGGCUGCUGUGCCAGUCACUUACAAGCCUGGAUUUCCUCCAACAGUCGCGCCAAUAGAUCCAACUGAGGUGCCGAGACGAGCAUACUGGACUGCGGUUUCACCAAACAAAUCUAUCCCAGUAGAGGAGCCUCAGAAGCCUGUAAUGUCAGGGGCCAACCAAGAUGACAGCACGUCAACCGCCGCGAAGAACAAGGAGAAGGGGUGGGAUACGAACGUUGGUCCUGAAAGCAGAAAAAUACCUACUCCUACCAACAGCGUCAAAACUAAGCCACUCAACAGCAAUGUGGCUCCAAAUUCUCCUAUUAAUAUCAACUUGACCGUCAAUCCGGAUACUCCUUGGGCUGCAUUUGCAAACACCCUAAGCAAAGCGCCUGACACACACAAAACCAAGUCGCAAUCUGGAGGCAGAGAUGGAUCCAACAAUGGAAGCAAGAAAUCUUGGGGAUCUAAGAAGGCUACUGCUGAAUGGCAGCCUCUCCCAAGCGGAGAGCAUCCAGACCUUGAGUGGGGCAUGCCUCCCAAGAGUCUGUCGGCCAAUGAUUCAGGCUGGGGACAGGCUGGGGAUGGUAACAAUGACACUUGGGGUGUAAACGGUGGCUCUGGAAGCAACCACGGAAGAGAUAAAAACAAUAAUGAUUGGAGCUUUUCCGCCAAUGGUUAUAACAAUGGCGGUCUCGGUUGUUCGGGCAAUGCCCAGAACAGCGGUAAUCAAGAUGUGUCUGGUGGCGACAAUGUUUGGGCAACGGCGGCCAACGGCAAUACUUGGGAUGGCUCUGGCAAUGACAGCAACCAAAUGUUGGGCAACGAUGAUUGGGUAACCUCCACCAAGAAUGCGUCGGACCCGUGGGCCAAUAUCAGAUGCAACUACAACAAUGGGGCAACGACUUCUAAUUACGCCAGAUCAAAUGAGUCGAACAGAAGCCACAAUAGCGGAAGAGACAAUCGUAGCGCCAGCGGCCAAACGAAACCCGACAGUGACUGGUAUGGCCGGAGUAACAACGUUGGCGUUCCAGCAGUCGCUAGUGGUUCAAACAGAUCUCGUCAGUCACAGAAAAGCCAAGCUGCGCCUAUCAACGGGGGUUGGGAUGGAAAUGUCGGCCCCAUGGUCAACAUUCCCACUGACACUUCGUCCAAGAAGAGUAACGAAUCGAGAAGGAGUUCAAAGAAGGGAUCGGUAAACGGUGACCCCUGGAACACCAAAGGUGGCGAUACAUCGACUUGGAUCACUGACAACAAUGCUGGACCGACAACCAACAGCCCUAACGCAUCCCAGAUUUCGAAGAAGAACGAGACAAUCGAAAACACAUGGCCGGCAGGCGAUGGCGCCGGAUGGGGGCCCAACGCUAGCGGCGGCCAUAACCCUACCGGCACCGAGGUGAGCAAGGGAUCGGGUAGCAACAAGAGCAUGCCGGGUGCCUGGGACAACAACCUCCCAUGGGGUGAUACUAGCUUGGCGCAGUCGACUGGUGGAUUGGCGGACACCUGGUAG
Messenger RNA from Colletotrichum truncatum, 2571 nucleotides. RefSeq lists its product as uncharacterized. NCBI's taxonomy places the organism in Eukaryota, Fungi, Ascomycota, Sordariomycetes, Glomerellales, Glomerellaceae. The record is from RefSeq and is a predicted model, not a curated record.